Molecule: messenger RNA, 1293 nt
Organism: Neltuma alba
Lineage: Eukaryota; Viridiplantae; Streptophyta; Magnoliopsida; Fabales; Fabaceae
Product: F-box/kelch-repeat protein At3g23880-like
Exons: 2
Coding region: 24-1142 (372 amino acids)
Molecular function (GO): protein binding
Source: RefSeq, a predicted model, not a curated record
AGCGGCUUCCGGUGAAAUCCCUAAUGCGAUUUCAGUGUGUCUGCAAGCACUGGAAAAAUCUCAUCAACGAUCCAUCUUUCAUCCAAGACCAUCUCCGCCACUCUUCUCAUCAAAACCCUUCUAUUUUCAUCGGGGAGUCUGGUGGAGAUGAUCCUUUCCGAUUAUAUUUGCUCAAUUGCAAGAUGCAAUUUCGCGAGUUUGAUAAGGCACCUUUCGUCGGUCCCUUGGUGGGCGUUUGCCUCGUCGGUUCCUGCAAUGGCUUGCUUUGCCUCGCCGAUUACAACAUCCGUCCUCCUGCCCCUUUAUUGUGGAAUCCGGCAACUAGAGAUAUCAGACAAAUCCCCAUAACUUUCAACGAUUCUCGGAUGGUUUGGAAUUUCGGAUUUGGGUUCAGUCCUGUCAUUAAUGAUUACAAGAUUGUAAGAUUUUCCUCACAUCGCCUGGAUUUUGUGGUUUGUGAAGUGGAAGUUUAUUCAUUAAGCACAGGGGCUUGGAAAAGCAUACAAUUUGACAACAUAAAAGAUGUUUGUCUUCUUGGUCAUGGUGUUAAUGUUAAUGGAGUUAUGUUUUGGGAAGGGAGGAAGCAUGUAGAGGAAAUGGAUAGUGAUGAAGCUGAAAGUGAGGAUAUUGAGGAUCCUUAUGUGAUAGUUUCAUUUGAUAUGGUAUCAGAAACUUUUACAGUGGUACCAUCGCCAACUUCAUGUUAUAAACUUGCUGUGACUGAGGACAAACUUGCUAUAAUUUCUCCCUCUGAGAUUAAAGACUCUCAAGAUUCUUGUAUUUAUUUUAGGGUGUUGGGGGAGGGGGCUAUAGGGUCAUCUGGAGAGAAAUGGAGUUCUAGGGAAUAUAUUCUUAACUAUCCUUUCAAGUUGCAUGAUUUACGUGCUGGGGCCAUUUUGAGGGAUCAAAUUGUCUGGAUUGAUUUUGCAUUGCCCAGAUCUAAGAAACUCAGAAUGGAGGAUGCUGAACACCUAUAUCUGAUCAAUCUCACUACUGAUGAACGUAAGCUGCUUUCUUUCCCCAGACUCGAACCUGGCUAUGGUGUUAGUGAUUUCAGAUACGUGAAAAGGCCUGGUUUUGGUAUUUUCAAUUACGUGGAAAGCCUUGUGCCGGUUGACAACAUUCAAAUUGAAGAGUCUUAAUUCUCAAAGUUAGUUAGUGCAGUUUUAAACAUUUAUAUAUAUGUAUGUGUAUGUAUGUAUCUUGGUUGGAAUGUAUCCUUAUCAAUUUAGACUUCAGAUUAUUGUAAAUGAGGUUUGAUGCCCUUUGGAGAUAGGGACAUGGCGUAGAAUA